AGUAGACAUGUUUUUGUUUGAAUUAUACUGGUAUCUGGAAUGUAUAUUUUGACAUGUUUCACAACCCUCAAAACCCUCUGCUGCUCUCUAAUUCUUUCGUAAACGUAAUUCUCGUCUUUAUGUGGGUUGAGACGAUGCCAUGAGUUUGUCGUGUUGCCGAAUUAUAUAUUUGUUUGUGUUUAUCACGUGUUCUUGUUGGUCCAUUUUGAGUUGCAUAUAAAUAUGUAUAAAAACAAGCAAUUUAAAUAAAAACUUGGUUCAAAAAAGUUGACUAAACAGUUUGUCUGUCCAUGUCAGAAUAAUAAACUUCAGUGACACAGAAAGAUAACAGUAAAUAAAUAUAUCUUCCACGGCUAAAUAAAUAUCUCUGAGAAGUCAUUAAGAGUUUGCUGGAGUCUGUUUGCAUUGAUAAAGAUGCUUUUUAGGGCGAACUGGUCCUUUAGAGGCCACACAUGCCUGCCAGACAGUACUGAGGGCGGCACGGUGACAACGAUGAUGUGCUGUAUGACAUUGCGGAAGGGCUAUUCCUGGAUCCUCCCAACCCUCCCCUCACAACAACACUGGAGGCAGAAAUAGCUUCUUAUCAACAGGAGCGGAGGCAACAGGCGCAUCGGAAGCCAUCCGAGGACGGCGGAGAUCCCGAGAUGGCUCAGGCCAACAUCUCGGUGACGGAGAGCCAGUUCAGGUGUCCCAUCUGCCUGGACAUCCUCAAGGACCCGGUGUCCAUCCCCUGCGGACACACCUACUGCAUGGCGUGCAUCAACAACUACUGGGACCAGGCGGAGUCGGGCCACUUCAGCUGCCCUCAGUGCCGGGAGACGUUCAGCCCUCGGCCGGUGCUGCGGAGGAACACGGUGCUGGCGGAAGUCGUCGACAAACUCAAGCUGAGCGAGAUGGUCGCGGCGCCGGAGCUCUACCUGGGGGGAGUCGGGGAGGUGCCGUGCGACUUCUGCCCGGCGGAGAGCAAGCUGAGGGCGGAGAAGUCGUGCCUGGUGUGCCUGGCGUCCUUCUGCGAGGUCCACGUCCUGCCGCACCGGGACGUCGGCACUCUGCGGCGGCACAAGCUGGUGGCGGCGGUGGAGAGUCUGGCGGAGAGGCUGUGCGCUCAGCACCGGCUGGGGCUGGAGCCGGCGGGGGGCGGCUCGGAGGCGGAGGCCGCGGUGGAGUGGAGCGGGGACUGCCUGCUGUGCGAAGCCGACCAGGAAGAAGCGCACAACAUGGACGCGCAGAGAGCCAGGAGACAGCUCCAGCUCCAGGAGUCUCAGAAGAUGGUCCAAGGGAGGAUCCGGACUGGAGAGAGAGAGCUGGAGGAGUUUCAGCAGAACUUGGAGUCUCUCAAGGUGUCAGCGUCGGCUGUUCUAGAGGACAGUGAAGCUCUGUUUGCUGACAUGGCUCUCCGUCUAGAGAAAACCAAGGCAGAGGUUCGAGCCAGGCUAGAGGCGAAGGAGCGAGCGGUGGUGGGGAGAGCUGAACGAGACAUCGAGAUGCUGGAGAAGGACCUGGAGGAGCUGAGGAGGAGGGAUGAGGAGAUCAGCCAGCUGCUGCAGUCCGAGGACAACGCCCAUUUCUUACAGGCGGCUCCACUGCUCUGCGUCCCUCUCACCACUGGUCGGCACUCCAGAGCCCUCAGCCUGCCCACAGAGGCCUUCAGCGGCGCCAGAAGAGCACUGUGUCACCUCCGCAGCCACAUGGAGGAGGUCUGCAGGGAGGAGGUCGACAAGAUCAGUCGUGCAGUUAAUGAGAACUACGUGGCUGGUGGAGAGUGUGUGAAAGGUGGCCAAAGUCACAGUGUGGAGAAUUCCAAACCUCUGCAACCAACACUAUCUGCAGGGCAACAUUUCCAUAGGGCAGUGCCAGUGUCGUUCCCACUGUCCUCUUUGUCUCUUCAACUGGCUGAUCAGAGGAUGAGGGCAGCUUUUCUCAGGUUUUCAUGUCGUCUCUCCUUGGACCCCGAUACAGCCCACCCCACACUGGUUCUCCUGGAGGGUCCCCAAGGUGCCCAUUGUGGCGAGGAGCCGCAGUCCUACCCCCCUCAUCCCCAGCGCUUUGAUUCAGUGGCACAAGUCCUAUGCAGGGAGGGCCAGUUUGGUGGCGCCAGCUACUGGGAGGUGGAGUGGAGGGGCGGGGGAUGGGUCGACAUAGGCGUCACCUACCGAGGCAUCGGGCGCAAAGGCGGUGGAAAGCCCUGCCUGCUCGGUCGCAAUGAGAACUCUUGGCGGCUGAGGUGUACUCAUGCUGGAUACGCCGCGUGGCACGAUAACCGUAAGACCACUGUGGCCGCACCGCCCUGCCCCAGGAUCGGCGUGUUCCUGGAGCGCCAGAAAGGAGCGCUGUCCUUCUACAGCGUGUCGGACACCAUGCUGCUCCUGCACACUUUUCGUUGCCCCUUCUCUCAGCCGCUGUACCCGGCCUUCCGUCUGGACCUGGACUCCACCCUGCUCAUCUGCCCCCAUGACAGAGCCAAUGGGAAUCCGACCUGAGCGUGACCCCCUCCUCAGCCAGGGCUCUUCAUUUAUCUGCUGCAGGAAAGGGCUGUUCUGUCCGAUAACGGAUAUGAACUCUAAAAAUACAACUGAGGGGGAUGAUUGUGCAGGACUCAGUCAGGAAUCAAACCCUUUCCUUUUUGUUUGGUCUCUUCUUCUGUCUUUUCUGCGUUUAUUUCCUCUAAUUGAAAAAUGCUCUGUUGGGAUCACUGUCAGGCUGAGCUGUACAAAGAAUACUACAGCUGAGUUUUAAACAUUUGGUAUUUUUCACAGCGUUCAUUAUGACUCAUCAUGACAGGAAAAGCACCGGUGUCACCAACAUGAGCACUGGGUCAAAGAGCCAAUAUCCAAAACAUCAAUAUGCUGACCUUAUUAUUGUCAUUUACAUAUUUGUACCUAUGCUUUUCCAACUGUGCCAUGUCAAAGUGUCUGCUGAGAAAAAGGUCCAUUCCAAAGAGUCACUGAGGAAAAAAGCGAGAGUCCGAGGACAGAGGGACAGGUUUCUGAUUUGUGCCGGUGGGCAUUCUUUUCUUGAUCUGAAGCGGUAUGAGCGGGCUAAUAGUUCUCACAUAUUUCUUUAGUCUGAAUCAACAAUAUAAAGACACUACUCAAUAUUUAUACUGGUUUUAUUGAGCUGAAAAUAACUCUACAUUUUUUGUGAAAGACGCUUCUUUUUUUUCCUCUUUUUUUAUCUCCCGCUCUGACAUGGCGUGACAUACCAAACCUCACACCAUUUUUCAUCACGAACCUGCAAAAGUGACCUCAGCUGCAGAUUCAGACAAAUGAAAUGCCAUAUUGUAGCUUUGUAGAAAGCAUUUUUUUCUUUAGGUGAUGUUAGUCACGUGUUUUUAGGCCGUUUGACAUCAUUUUCCUUUAUAUGCGUGUUCCUCGCAUUGGAGGUUUACUGCGAAUGAAAGGAACAGUUUGAUGUACGUAGAAGAGACGUGCUUUUUUGCUUUCUUGUUAGAGUUGGAGAAGAAUAUUGCUACAAUUCUCCUGUUUGUUAGCUUAAGUUAGCAUAAAAACUGGAAACAGGGGGAACCAGCAAGUUCAGAUCUGUUACAAACAAAAAAUAUAAUGAAAAAAAAUAUAUAUAAAAUAAUAUAUAUAUUCCCCCAAAUUUAAAAAAAAUCUUCCCAAAAAAAUCCUAAAAAUAUCUAAAGUAAUUACAUGUAUAUCAGCAAAACUUCUAAUAUUUUCUUUAAGAACAUUCACAAAAAAUCAACCAAAAUCCAGCGAAUUUUGCUGGAUUUUGGUUAAUCUUUUUUGUGAAUGUUCUUAACAUUUUUUUCCCACCAAAACAUUUCAGUCAAUAUUUUGUGUGAUCACCCAUGGCCAGCACUAGAUUUUGGUUCUUGGCUCGUUUGUUGUGGACUUAAUCUGUCCCAGUCGUCUCUGUUUCUUCACCAACUCCAUGACUCCAGUAACCUGAUCUCAGCGCUCCAUACCAUCUGUAGCAGGACUGCUUGUUUUCCUUCUUGCUGAAAACACUUCUUUGAGACUCUGGCUGAGUAUCUGGGGGUCACUGUCAUGCUGCAGAAUGAAUUUGGGACCGAUCAGAUGCCUUUCCUAACUGUACUGUGUGAUGGAUGAAAUCUAAACAUCUAAGUGCCUAAACGUUUGCACAGUACCAUGCAUACUAUCACUGCAGCACUGAGCAGGAAACUAUCAGAUAAAUGUACGUUGCAAGCUUCCAAAUCAUUUUUUUUUAGCAUAUCCAGUCAUAUCUACUCACAUCUAGUCCUGUCAGUACUUCAUAUCCACUUCACAUCCGUUCUGUCAAGGUAGAUUUGGAACAUAAAGACUUUCACAUCAGAUGUGGGUUAAACACUAAAUUUUAAGUGCCACUGAUUCUGCCAUCUUCAACUCCUGACUCCUGUGUCCUUCUGGAAACAGUUUGAUUGUAGCAUGGCAAGGGGCAAGGAUCCACUUGGAACUUUUAUUAAUUUCAAGUGUGAGCGUGACCUUGCCUUCCCUACGAAUGGAUGCCAUUGUAGCCACUGCCUUCCUUGCAUUAAGCCGCUGUUGUGCUGGCGUUUUCUUUUUAAAAGGUGCUUUUCCAGAUGAUUAUGAUCACUUGACCGAUCACUGUGUGAGGCCUUUAAACCGACCUGUUUAAAAAGUGAAAAUGUAUCAACUCCAAAGACACAACGAAAUCAUACAGCUGCAUCAGAUUAUCAACAUUCUUCCAAACAGAAACCAUACUACGUGUACUGCUAACAUGUUUGCCAUGAAGUGCAUUAUUUCACAAACUGUAGGACGACAACAUGAAGUGAACUCUCUGUAAAAUAUCAUUUUUGUCCACCUGUUAGCUCACUGCGCUUCUGUUGUUGUUCGUGUGUUUGUAAAAUAUGUUGUAUUUGUCUGAGUGUUGCUUUUUCAAACAUGAGUUUGUUUCACAUUUACUGGCAAUAAAGUGAUCCAUGGAGGUCUGAA
Acanthochromis polyacanthus (spiny chromis) is the source of this 4919-nucleotide messenger RNA. Its product is annotated as E3 ubiquitin/ISG15 ligase TRIM25-like. Gene Ontology annotation, molecular function: protein binding. The coding region runs from base 645 to 2480 and encodes 611 amino acids. The transcript has 9 exons. The record is from RefSeq and is a predicted model, not a curated record. Lineage: Eukaryota; Metazoa; Chordata; Actinopteri; Pomacentridae.